Molecule: messenger RNA, 1728 nt
Organism: Aspergillus puulaauensis
Lineage: Eukaryota; Fungi; Ascomycota; Eurotiomycetes; Eurotiales; Aspergillaceae
Product: putative MFS monosaccharide transporter
Exons: 8
Coding region: 1-1728 (575 amino acids)
Biological process (GO): carbohydrate transport; transmembrane transport
Cellular component (GO): membrane
Molecular function (GO): carbohydrate:proton symporter activity
Source: RefSeq, a predicted model, not a curated record
AUGGCCCCAACCGACGCUGGAGCCCUGUCGGCCAAGCGCGCCCAGUUUGCUGGUCCUGCUGGUGUUAAGGGGAUCAUCCAUAAUGGGAAGACGACGCUGAUUGCGACUUUUGCGGCGCUGGGUGGGUUUGUUUAUGGAUAUAACCAGGGAAUGUUCGGCCAGAUCCUGACCAUGACCUCCUUUACUGCACGGAUGGAGCCCUGGUACAGCGGUACGACCGGAACACGUCAGGCCCUCUUGACCGCAAUCCUGGAGCUGGGCGCGUGGAUUGGCGCAAUGGUCAACGGAUACCUGGCUGAUGCUGUCGGACGGCGAGUCACUGUUGUUAUUGCGUGUGUGAUUUUCACGGUCGGUGUCAUUAUCCAGGCUUGCACGCUGAAUAAGGACUAUGUCCUCGGUGGUCGCUUUGUUACUGGUAUUGGAGUUGGCGCGUUUAGUAUGCUGGUUCCUUUGUACAAUGCUGAGCUCGCGCCGCCUGAAGUCCGCGGUGCCCUUGUUGCCCUGCAGCAGCUGGCGAUUACAUUUGGAAUCAUGGUGUCCUACUGGAUCGGCUACGGCACAAACUUCAUCGGCGGCACAGGAGAAGGCCAAUCCGACGCAGCCUGGCUGGUCCCCAUCUGCAUCCAGCUACUCCCCUCUACAAUCCUCGCCGUGGGCAUGGUCGCCUUCAUGCCGCAGAGCCCGCGACACCUGAUGAACCGCGACCGCGAGGAAGAAUGUCUCCAGACGCUCGCGCGGCUGCGCAGUACCUCCGUGGACGAUAUCCGGGUGCGCAUCGAGUUUCUUGAAAUCAAGGCCCUGCGCGACUUUGAGCGUAUCCGUGUCCAGGAGAAGUUUCCCCAGUACCAGGAUGGGUCGUUGAAGAGUGGGUUUAUGAUUCAGUAUAAUGACUACCUGUCGCUCGUUACGAAUAAGGCGCUGUUUCGGAGGACCGUUGUUGCUGUCUUGACGAUGGUGUUUCAGCAAUGGAAUGGUGUCAACGCAAUCCUCUACUACGCCCCCUUCAUCUUCCAAGGCCUCGGCCUAGACGGCAACACCGUCUCGCUCCUCGCCACCGGCGUCGUCGGAAUCGUCAUGUUCCUCGCAACAAUCCCCGCCGUGCUCUGGGUCGACAACUUCGGACGCAAGACGAUCCUCAUCGCCGGCGGGAUCGGGAUGGCGGCGUCGCAUUUCAUUGUCGCCGGCAUCACGGGCUCAUUCAGCGGGCAAUGGGAGACACAUCGCGCGGCUGGCUGGGCGGCCGUCGUGUUUGUCUGGAUCUAUGCGAUCUCGUUUGGGUUCUCGUGGGGCCCUGUUGCUUGGAUUAUUAUCAGUGAGGUUUUCCCGCUGGGCAUGAGGGCUAAGGGGGUUAGUCUUGGGGGGCAGUCGAAUUGGCUUAACAAUUUUGCUGUUGCGAUGGCGACCUCCCCGUUUAUCUCGACCAGCCAGUUCGGUGCUUUUAUAUUCUUCGGCGCAAUCACAACAAUCGGCACGAUCUGGGUGUAUUUCUGCGUCCCUGAAACAAAGGGCCGCACACUCGAGGAAAUGGACGAGCUGUUCGGCGAGGCCGGGUUUGCGCAGGAGGAUGCCGACCGCAGGGAGAAGAUCGAGCGGGACAUUGGUCUACAUGCGCUCUUGAAUGGCGAGGAGACGCUGAAGGAGAAGGCUGCGCCUGAGCUCAAGGCUGACGAGGCUGGUGUGAGUGAUGAGUUAGUUGAGGAUGGGCCUGGGCCUCGUCAGGGGGCUUAG